Molecule: messenger RNA, 915 nt
Organism: Micropterus dolomieu (smallmouth bass)
Lineage: Eukaryota; Metazoa; Chordata; Actinopteri; Centrarchiformes; Centrarchidae
Product: microfibril-associated glycoprotein 4-like
Exons: 6
Coding region: 28-756 (242 amino acids)
Biological process (GO): elastic fiber assembly
Source: RefSeq, a predicted model, not a curated record
UCAGCUCACUUCAGCAGAAAUCUGACAAUGAAGUCCCAGCUGGUAUCAGUCGUCUUCCUCCUCCUGGCUCCUCUGUUGACCAGCUGCCAGCAGCUCGUCCUCCCACUGGACUGCAGUGACAUCUUUUACCAAAGUACCAACCGACCCAGUGGAGUGUACACCAUCUAUCCCAUCGGGUCCACUUCUGCCGUCCAGGUGUACUGUGACAUGGACUCACUAGGAGGACGGUGGACGGUGUUCCAGAGGAGGAUGGACGGCACCGUGAACUUCUACAGGGGCUGGGAUCAGUACAAGAAGGUCUUUGGAAGCGCUGCUGGAGAGUACUGGCUCGGUCUUGAGACUCUCUUCCACCUGACUCUGAGGAAGAAGUACGAGCUACUGGUCGACAUGGAGGACUUCUAUGGAAACAAAGCGUACACUCGUUACUCCUCGUUCUCCAUCGACUCAGAGUCUGAUGGAUACAGACUGCAUGUAUCUGGAUUAACUGAUGGAGGGGCAGGAGACGCCUUGAGUUAUCACAGUGGACAGAAGUUCACCACCUUCGACAAAGACCACGACACCUGGAAUGAGGGGAACUGUGCCAGAAAACACCUGGGUGCGUUCUGGUACAAAUAUUGUCUUUCUGCAAACCCCAACGGGGUUUAUCGUUGGGGGGCUGACAAGACUCUCUUUGCUGUUGGAGUGGAGUGGCGCAGUUGGAAGGGCAAUGACUACUCUCUGAAGGCCUUCAGCAUGAAGAUCCGUCCUGUGCAGUAGUUCUCCAGGAAAAACGUACAGCAGAACAUCAGCAGCUGAUCUCUCUCACUUAUCUAGAACAUAAUCUCACAUGAUGUUUAGAUGGAAACAGACACAUAGAGUCCGAUAACGUGUUGAUAACUGCAUUAACUGCCAAAGAUAAAGAAAACAUGGAAGCAA